Messenger RNA from Acinonyx jubatus (cheetah), 4515 nucleotides. Its product is annotated as olfactory receptor 2J3-like. Gene Ontology annotation, cellular component: membrane. Lineage: Eukaryota; Metazoa; Chordata; Mammalia; Carnivora; Felidae. Gene Ontology annotation, biological process: G protein-coupled receptor signaling pathway. Gene Ontology annotation, molecular function: olfactory receptor activity; G protein-coupled receptor activity. The record is from RefSeq and is a predicted model, not a curated record.
AUGAAUGAUGAAGGGGAAAAUGAAAGUUAUGAAGGCUACCUUAUUCUACUGGGUUUUUCACAUUGGCCUCAUCUGGAAGUAGUUCUCUUUGUGCUUAUCUUGAUGUUCUACUUGAUGACAUUGAUAGGCAACCUGUUUAUCAUUGUCUUGUCGUACCUGGAUGCCCAUCUCCACACUCCCAUGUACUUCUUCCUCUCAAACCUCUCUUUUCUGGAUCUCUGCUACACCACCAGCUCCAUCCCUCAGUUGCUGGUCAAUCUCUGGGGCCCAGAAAAGACCAUCUCUUAUGCCGGUUGCAUGACUCAACUUUACUUUGCCCUUGCACUGGGAACCACAGAGUGUGUCCUCCUGGUGGUCAUGUCCUAUGACCGUUAUGCAGCUGUCUGUAGACCCCUGCAUUACACUGUGAUCAUGAACCCUCGUUUCUGCCACCUGUUGGCUGUGGCUUCCUGGGUCAGCGGCUUUACCAACUCAGCACUUCAUUCCUCCUUUACCUUCUGGGUUCCCCUCUGUGGACAUCGCCAAGUGGACCAUUUCUUCUGUGAAGUUCCAACACUGCUGCGAUUAUCGUGUGUUGAUACCCAUGCUAAUGAGCUGACCCUUCUGGUCACAAGCUCCAUUUUUGUUCUGAUACCACUCAUCCUGAUCCUCAGCUCAUAUGGUGCCAUUGCUUGGGCUGUGCUGAGGAUGCAGUCAUCAACCGGACUUCAGAGAGUCUUUGGAACGUGUGGAUCCCAUCUUAUGGUUGUGUCCCUCUUUUUCAUUCCAAUCAUGUGCAUAUAUCUGCAGCCACCAUCAGGAAGUUCUCAGGAUCAUGGCAAGUUCAUUGCCCUCUUUUAUACUGUUGUCACACCUAGCCUCAACCCUCUAAUCUACACUCUCAGAAACAAAGAUGUAAGAGGGGCAGUAAGGAGACUAGUGGGAUGGUAGAGACCACUGCAUUCAUGACCCUCAUAGGACAGCAAGGUACCUCCUCAACAAGGACUAGUCUGUAUCCAUCUAUCAUCUACUCUCCCGUUUACUCACUCUGUCAGCACCAGUGGAGUGUGUGUCUCUCAGGACCACAGAGCUCUGACUCACAGAUAUGAAUUAAACAGUCUGGCUAAAUACCAAUCACUCUCUCAUGGAAAAAACAGCCAAGUAAAUCCAAGAUCAAACAUAUUUUUCAGUGGCACAAUAAAUAAAACAAAGGUAUCUCAUUCUUAACUGAAAAUUAAGAAAUGAAAUUCCUAUAUAAAAGUGAUAUACUUUUUUUUUCUAACCUGGACUAUUGUCUUAAUUUCUUGCUUCAAAGGCAGCAUUUGCCAUAAAAUUUGUUUCUAUUUUUGGUUUAACUAAAGGCAUACUGAAAUACCUUAAAUAUUUUCUACAAUACUGUUAUUCUUUUUUGAAUUAAUAUAGAGAAGAAUAUUGGUCUGUAUUCUUUAAUACCCUAUAGCAACAGUAAGAAAAUAAGUUUUAUGAAUUAUAGCAAGAAAGUCUCUGAAGUAAUGAAGUCAACAUAAGCAUAUUGUGUUUCUUUCUCGAGGCAGUGGGAAGUGUAUAGGAGGUGGAAAUCACUUAAAGAGCUGUGGGAUAUAGCCUGUAAGGUAAGGGUCAUUAUAGGCCAGGGAUCAUUAGGAGAGGUGCUUGGGGCACAUGGUUAGCCUGAGGAGCAAUAAGAAAUAUCUGAGGCAGACAGACUUCUAGGCUCUGGAAAUGACUGCAUGAAACCAAUGGGUAUUUGAAAGAAUUAUCUGAAAAUAUAGUAGAAAAAUUUUGUGAGAAAAGAUUAUGGAACACUGAGUAACAUAUCUAUAAACAUAUAGAUAAUAUAACAACCCUAAAUAUUGCAAAACUAUGAAGUAAUUGGAGCUAUCACACAUUGUUUAUGGAAUAUAAAAUCAUUCAAUCAUUUUGAAAAAAAAAGCUUAUGGAAAAUGUUUGUUUUCUUUUUAAGCUUGAUCUAAUUUGAAUGUUUGAGAUUAGAAAGUACGUAAUGAAAAUCAACUUAUAUAUUUUCCAUACAAAGAAAUGUAUUUUUUAUAAAUGUAGUAGUUUUGUUACCUAUAUUAUUGCCAACCAUCUUCUUAUGAAAUAAGUGUGCUGUGUACAUAACACUAAACUGGCAGCUGUAUUAUUCAGCUAGAGCAGAUGAAGGGCAAUUCACUGUAAAGUAAAAUAUUGAAAUCUGAGUUUUAUAUGGUAAACCAAAUCUUAUUUGUAGUUUUUGAGUCCCUUAGUUUAGAUGUGAUGACUCAAACCCUAUUUCCUAAAUUAUUAAGAUGAAAAAUACGUCCCCAAACUUUCCCUCCAUUUCCUGUGUGGCUGAAACUACACUGAUUAUGUUGACUUUCUCUUCUUUGUAUAUCUGUGAUACUUCUUUUAUGGCGAACUAGCUAUAAAGAACAAUAUGGUGUAUAUUCAGUUGUCCUUACCUAUUGUCCAAGAAAUGAAGAACCAAGAAUCAUGCAUACAAAUGAACUUUUAGUGAGUAACUGGGACCAUAUAGAGUGAACAAGAAACAUAGCUUGUUUCUUCAAAUCAUCUUGCAUUAUGGAAAUCUUACUAUUUAGGAUGCCUCAUGUAGUACUGUAUUCUCUCACUGUCUAACUUAAAAACAUUUUUUUAAUGUUUAUUUUUGAGGGAGAGAGAGCGAGAGAGAGGGAGUGAGAGAGAGAGAAUGAGCAGGGGAAGGGCAGAGAGAGAGGGAGACACAGAAUCCGAAGCAGUUUCCAGGUUUUAUGCUGUUAUCUCAGAGCGCAACAUAGGGCUGGAACUCGUGAACAGCAAGUUCAUGACCUGAGCCGAAGUUAGACACUUAACUGAGUGGGCCACCCCUCUCACUAUCUAACUUAAAAAAAAGUUUAAAUUUCCCAUUCUCCUUUUUUCUUGUUCUGCUAUAGAACAUAUAUUCUUCUACAUGUGUUGGCUUGUUUUCAGAAUGCUAUAUGUGAUGUUGAUUCCUAGCCACAUUAAUGUGAUACUGUAUUUAAUUUAUAAUCUAAAACAAAGAUCAGUUACCAAAAUUAUGCCAACAAUUAACACAGACAUUUUGUUUUGUACCUUUCAAACCACUUACGUGAGCCUAAUGCAGUUGGAUCACAGGCAGGGUAAGGGUGGUAGGUAUAAGCUUUUUCUCUCUGUACAUGAAGAAACUACAGGGAAGAAAAUAUAUGACUUGACUAAGCUUAACUUGCAUCUGACAAGCGAAGAAUAAUGACAAUAGGUUUUUAGCCCUGGAGGUGCCUUUUAGGGUCACCACCAUCCAAGAUAGACUAGAAGCCCUAGGAUCAUCCUAUUGCCAACUCUAAACUUCAAACUAACUUUUGGAAAAUUGACAUUUACCCAGCACACAUGGAUUUGGGCCACAGGUAACCUUCCUGAAGAACCAGCGAUGGAUCUGGCCUUCUACCGGCUGCCAUUGGUGGCCAAAUCCACUGACGUGCCAGCUGCUGUUUGGCCCCAGGAAAUCUCUCCCCCUCAGCCAGACAGGUGUCUCCCAGUCUUUUCCUGCUUCAUCUUAUACUUGCUCCUGUGCAGAAUACACCCUGUACACAUGCCUAAUUAUGUCUCUGUUGUGCCUCAGCAGUACAGGAUUACUAGCACAGGCACACCAUCCAGGUCAUCACAGAAACUAGCUCUGGCUUAUAGCAGGUGCAUUCAUUCUCGGUUCUUCUGUUGGCUUCGGGGUCAUGUCUGCUGUAUGUUUGACAAAUAUGUUAUGUCAUGACAACAUCAAGUGAUUUCAAAAAUAAUACAAAUUUCAAAUUCACAUUCAUCCUGUUCUUAUUAUAAUUUUACAAGCACAACAACAAGAACAACUUACAUAAAAGAUAAAUAGCAUGUACACUUACCGUAGACCUUCACUGGAUUCCACAAAUGUUAACACUUUACCCUGGGUGCGUUAUAAUUUUCUGUCUAUAGUAAUGUAAUGUUAAUAUGCACUUUAAAUAUUUCUCUGCAACAUAUGGAGAAUAAUACACAUACUUACCCCUAACUGCUCAUGGGAGUAUUUCCUGAAGAAAAGAUCUAACCCAAGAUUACAAGUUGGAUUUAGGUACUACAUCUCUUAUUGUGCUAUAAUCUGGAAACAUUUUUUAGUCUUUCUUUGUCUUUAAUGGGCCUAACAUUUUUGAAGAAUAUAGACCAUUUAGUAUAAUUGUCUUUCAGUUUAAGUUUUAUUUAUGCAUGAUUACAUUCAAUUUAUUCAUUUAUUGGCAUGAAUACCAUAGAAGUGAUAUUGUGAUAUUAGUGAUAUUGGUGCCUGCCAGGAUUAUUUUAAAGUUUUUAUUUAAAUUCCAGUAGGUUAAUAUACAGUGUAAUAUUAGUUUCAGGUGUACAAUACAAUGAGUCAAAACUUCCAUACAACACCCAAUGGUCAUCACAACAAGUGCCCUCCUUAUCCCCAUCACUUAUUUAACCCAUCCCCCUGCCCAUCUCCCCUCUGGUAACCAUCUGUUUGUUCUCUAUUGUUAGGAGGCUGUGUUUUAUUUUUUUUUUUGGUUUUUUUGGGGGGGUUGUUUCCCUCUUUCU